AUGCCAGGAGGCAUCGUGCAUGGAAAAGGCAGCAGUGCAAACGGAGCGACCCACCAUCACAACUUGAGCGUGGCCGUUGGAUUGCCCAGUGACGGCAUCCUGUUGAUCAUAGCUCUCUGUCUCCACUCGGUCUUUUUAGGCAUCGCCAUUGGAGUCGCAGAAACGAAGCCAGAUGCAUGGAAAACCCUGCGGACCAUUUUCCCGCAUAACAUAUUUGCUGCAGUUGCAAUGGGCAUCGUCCUCCUGAGGAUGAUGCCCAACAGGCCUCUCUCGUCCUGUGAUGCAUAUGCAUUUGCUUAUGCAAUCUCAAGCUCCAUCGGCAUGGCCAUAGGGAUCGUAAUAGAUCCAACCACGCAGGGUGUGGUUGCAGGUUGGAGCUCUGCCAUCUUUUCGGGUUUCUGCGGCAUGUUCAUCUAUGUUUCUGUGAUUUCCUACCGGUACGUGCAGAACGUGGACUCUGUGGAUGCGUUCUUGGCCACGAUAGUUGGGUUCGGAAUAAUUGUAGGCUUGAUGAUCUGGGAUGCCUUCGGAUACUCUGCCGCUGUGUACUUAUUAUGGGGAAAAGAGAAACGAACACCAUAA
This is a messenger RNA of Eucalyptus grandis, 582 nucleotides long. Its product is annotated as zinc transporter 2-like. Gene Ontology annotation, molecular function: zinc ion transmembrane transporter activity. Gene Ontology annotation, cellular component: membrane. Gene Ontology annotation, biological process: zinc ion transmembrane transport. The transcript has a single exon. NCBI's taxonomy places the organism in Eukaryota, Viridiplantae, Streptophyta, Magnoliopsida, Myrtales, Myrtaceae. The record is from RefSeq and is a predicted model, not a curated record. Bases 1 to 582 code for a protein of 193 amino acids.